GCAGACAACAAAUGUAAAUAAUGUAAUGGUCUUUUCGCGUUGUGAAUAACAAUGCCAGCUUGUUGAAUAUUUUAGAUAUCCCGUAUCUGCAACGAGCAUACGCUCGCAACAGCGUGUUGUCAGCAGAUUUUUGUAAUUUGAUACGAACUCGGAGAUAUGAGCGCCGUGUCGCCAUUUAGAUUUUGGGGGUUAUUGGUUAUAGGUUAUAGCACGCUAUCAAAGUUAAACAGUAUCGCCGAGAAUCGCGGUUACGUAUAAAUUUGUGAUGGUCGCAAUAUAAAUAAAUGCAUCGUAAUAGUAAUUAAUCGCGAUUAGUCAUCUAGUGCAAUUGUCACUAGUGUGUCAUGUGAUGUGUGUCCUGUCAGUUGGCAAGGGUUCGCGUCGACUAGACGCUAUAUUGGUAUUGACAGUGAAUCUUGGAGCACAGCCAUAUGGUGGCCAAGGAAGAAAUGGAGCUGCACGAAGAUCGGGUUAAAAUACAAUCGUGCCGUAGAUUCUGGCACAGUCUACCAGAACGCAUAUCCAGGACGGUAGAACAUUUGUUCUAUCAGCUUGGAGUACACAUCGCUCAAAGUCCAUACAAAUGGAUGCUCGGAUGUUUUGUGGUAGUAUUAGUGUGUGUCCUAGGCCUGUUUCGUUUCCGACAGGAAAAGAAUCCCAUCAAACUUUGGGUUCCACCAGAUUCUGACUUUGUGACGACUACUGAAUGGCUAAUGUCACAUUACUUAGAAACUCUGCGAAUUCAAACGUUUAUUUUAACUGAUGACAAUGUUUUAGAACAGCAAACGCUUAUUAGGUUAAAUGAAAUCACUAAACAAAUGAUUUCUACUCAGACACCGAUCGAGAACAUUUCUUGGACAGAUGUCUGUAUGAAGAUUCCUGUUAUCUCUGGUGUUACAAAGAGAAGUAAGAGACAAAGUUCUCUUUUCGAAGACAAUUUUUUUGAUGAUGAUCUCUCUUCUAAAGUUAAUCAAACCUUUGAACCUGUCAUUCAUGUCGAUAGUAAUUUAUAUUGCAGUAUAAUUGAGAGUUUACCUAUGAGUUGCCUUUUGUUUAGUAUCUUAGAUAUAUGGGAUUUUGAUAGCGCUAAAAUUGAAAAAGAUUCUACAGAAGAUAUUAUCAUAAAGGUAAAUACAGUAAAAGUGAGCCCCACAUUGGGUCACGCCAUGAAUUUCAGUGAUCUUCUGGGAGACGUAACUCUAGAUGAAAGCGGUAGGAUUAUUGCUGCGGGAGCUGUACGGACUGAUCUGAUGGUUCAUGUCAGUUUUCUCAAUGUGGACAUGGAUAAAAUUGGAAACAAUGCGGGAACUGCUGAUUGGGCUACAGAGGAUGUAUUGAAAUGGGAAUCAGCUUUUCUGGAAAAUAUACAAAAUCUUUGGUAUCAACUGCAAAGCGAAAGAAAUAAUUCUUUGAUGCUUUAUUACGAAGCUGGUAGAAGCUUCGGAGAUAUUUCUGGUUCAUCUAUGUUUCAAGAUAUAGAUAAAUUAAUUGUAGGAAUUUUGUUAAUGUUCCUAUAUGUCUUAAUGAUUUUAUCGAAUCGUAACUGGGUGGAAUGGCGGUUUUGUCUUACUAGUACCGGUCUUUUAUGCGUGGGUGCUGCAUUUAUUCUUGCAGUGGGAGUAUGCUCUCUAAUAGGAAUCCCAUAUGGUCCAGUGCACACUUCAUUGCCAUUUAUGCUCUUGGGUUUAGGGAUUGAUGAUAUUUUCGUAAUUAAUGCAUCUUGGAAACAGAUACAUACCGAUGAAUCAAAUUUAAACAAGCCAUUAACAGAAAGAAUCGGGCUUACGUUAGGUCAUGCCGGUUCUGCUAUCAGUAUUACCUCGCUUACCGACGUCGUGGCAUUCAUCAUUGGUGCUUCUACAAUAUUGCCAUCACUUCAGUCAUUUUGUAUUUAUGCUGCAGUAGGUGUAUUUGUGACAUUUUUAUUACAAAUUACAUUUUUUAUUGCCUGUUUUACUUUGGAUGCUAGAAGAAUGGAACGAAAACGAAAUGGGAUGUUUCCGUGUAUCGUGCAUGAAAAUUUUACACCCAAGCCAUCAGACGUGAGCAGUGCAGUCUCUUGGAAAUUUAUAAACUUCUUCUACUCGCGAAUAGUCUUAACCACACCUGGGAAAAUUAUUAUUGUAUUAAUUACUUUUGUAACGAUGUCUACAAGUAUUAUGGGCUUGCUUAAGUUGCAACAAUGGUUUGAUCCAAAAUGGUUAUUACCGAAAGACUCAUAUUUGUAUCACUAUAUAGCUAUCCGAACUCAAACAUUUCCCAAUCAAGGACAUGAAGCCUUCGUCCUUAUGGGAGAUGAUAUUAAUUACUCUUUUGAAUUUUCUAAGAUAAUAUCUCUGACAGAACGCUUACAAAAUGCGUCUUUUAUACAAAAUAUAGAACCUUGGCCAACUGAGUUCGCAAAAUUCGUAUCACUGUAUUAUGACACAGAUUUGAAAUCUACAAAACUUACAGACGACAAGUUCCAUUAUUAUCUAUCGAAAUUUCUUGUUAGUCGAGCUGGUGGCAAAUAUCAGAGAAAUUUUUUUUUCAAAGAGAAGUUUAAAUGCGGGAAAAAUGCCCCACGAAUCGCAGUAGCAACCAUUGAGUUCUAUUUCAAACAAUUUGAAGGUCCUAACGAAUGGGUUCCGGCGAUGGAUAAUAGUAAACUCCUAACAAACGAAGCGCAAAUUCACGGAUAUGUGACAGUGUGGUGCAAAAUGUUCGGACCUUGGACUGCCGAUAAACUAAUCAGUCAAGAACUAUCACGAAACAUUAUCCUGGCAUUAUUCUGUGUUAUGGGUACCACAGCGAUUCUCAUUGCUGAAAUACAGACUUGUUUUUGGAUCUUACUCUGUGUACUUCUCACAUUGCUAAAUGUUUGCGGCUUCAUGUAUUUUUGGGGACUAACAAUAGACGUGGUGUCCUGCAUUGGUCUUGAGCUGAGCAUCGGUUUGAGUGUGGAUUAUGCCGCACACGUUGCACAUGCUUUCCUGAAUGCUGAGUCGCGAGAGGAUGAUGUUAAUGCUCGUAAGACCCGAACAUUGGUCGCAGUCAGGCAUAUCGGUGCAGCAGUCGCAUAUGGUGCGGGUUCAACAUUUCUCGCCGUCUCGAUGCUGGCCUUCUCGUCGUCCUACGUGUUCAUGGCCUUUUUUCGAAUAUUUUAUUUGGUAAUUUUGUUCGGGCUAUGGAACGGACUGAUCCUACUACCGGUCGUGUUAAGCAGUAUCGGACCGCAAAGUUUACGUGUGACGCAAAAGCCACAACCGAUGUCCGAAAAAGCCAUUUCUACGAUUGAUGAUGAAGAUUGAAACGGAAAUAUAGACAUUUGUUCAGGCAAUCCUCUUUCUUUAUCAAUAAUAUUUAUUUUUGGUUCAAUAAACAUACAAAAUUAUUACACUAUCCGUACUAUUAA
Trachymyrmex septentrionalis is the source of this 3394-nucleotide messenger RNA. RefSeq names its product protein patched homolog 1-like. Gene Ontology annotation, cellular component: membrane. The coding region runs from base 432 to 3290 and encodes 952 amino acids. The transcript has 10 exons. The record is from RefSeq and is a predicted model, not a curated record. NCBI's taxonomy places the organism in Eukaryota, Metazoa, Arthropoda, Insecta, Hymenoptera, Formicidae.